AUGGCCGGCGCCGCCGCGCUCCGGCGAUCCGCUCGCCGAAUUUCCCGGCACCUCGUCGCUGCCCCCGCGUUCUCCCGCAGUGCGCUCCAGCAGCCCAAGUGCCUCCUGUCGUCGCAGGCGUCGCCGGAGCACGGCGCGCGCGGCGCGGUGUCCGGGUCGGAGCUGGCGCUGUACCCGCCGGAGCGGGUCCGGAACUUCUCGAUCAUCGCGCACGUAGACCACGGCAAGUCGACGCUGGCCGACAGGCUGCUGGAGCUCACCGGCACCAUCCAUAAGGGCCAUGGGCAGCCCCAGUACCUCGACAAGCUGCAAGUUGAGAGAGAAAGGGGGAUUACAGUCAAAGCACAAACAGCAACUAUGUUCUAUAGGCAUGUUACUGCAUCUCAGGACUCAGAUAUGCCAAAAUAUUUGCUUAAUCUGAUUGAUACGCCAGGCCAUGUGGAUUUCAGCUAUGAGAUUGAUCAGCCGACUGCUGAUCCAGAUAAUGUAAAGGAUCAAUUGAAGAGGUUGUUUGACAUUGAUCCAAGUGAAGCUCUGCUUACUUCUGCCAAGACUGGUAAAGGCCUUGAACAGGUAUUGCCUGCUGUUAUUGAACGCAUACCUUCCCCACCUGGGAAAUGUGAUGCACCUGUACGGAUGUUGCUUUUGGAUUCCUACUAUGAUGAAUACAAAGGAGUGAUUUGCCAUGUUGCUAUUGUUGAUGGUGCUCUGCGUAAAGGUGAUAAGAUUGCUUCAGCUGCAACUGGCCGUGCAUAUGAAGUUCUUGAUGUCGGCAUUAUGCACCCUGAGCUUACACCUACUGGAGUUCUCUACACUGGACAAGUUGGAUAUGUUAUUAGUGGAAUGCGUUCAACUAAAGAAGCACGCAUUGGUGAUACCCUUCACCAGGCAAAGAGUACUGUUGAGCCACUUCCUGGUUUCAAGCCUGCGAAACACAUGGUCUUCUCUGGUCUCUAUCCUGCUGAUGGUUCUGACUUUGAAGCUCUUAGCCAUGCGAUUGAGAAACUAACAUGUAAUGAUGCCAGUGUCUCUGUUACAAAGGAGACAAGCAAUGCACUUGGCAUGGGAUUCAGAUGUGGUUUCCUAGGAUUGCUACACAUGGAUGUAUUCCAUCAACGGCUUGAGCAAGAAUAUGGAGCUCAAGUCAUAUCGACCAUACCAACCGUACCUUAUAUUUUUGAAUAUGGUGAUGGAAGCAAGGUGCAAGUUAAGAACCCUGCUGCUUUGGCUUCGAAUCCUGGAAAGCGUGUAGCAGCCUGUUGGGAGCCCACAGUUAUUGCAACAAUCAUUAUCCCUAGUGAGUAUGUUGGGCCUGUCAUUAUGCUUUGUUCAGAAAGAAGGGGCGAACAGCUAGAAUAUACAUUUAUCGAUGCCCAAAGGGCACUGUUGAAGUACCGGUUACCAUUGAAGGAGAUAAUUGUGGACUUCUACAAUGAGUUGAAGGGCAUUACGUCUGGCUAUGCUACUUUUGACUAUGAAGAUUCUGAAUACCAACAAUCUGAUCUAGUUAAGUUGGACAUCCUUCUUAAUGGUCAACCUGUUGAUGCUAUGACAACUAUAGUGCAUAACCAGAAGGCUCAGCGGGUUGGAAAAGAAUUAGUGGAGAAGCUCAAGAAAUUUAUAGAAAGGCAAAUGUUUGAGAUCACCAUACAAGCAGCAAUUGGUUCAAAGGUUAUUGCAAGGGAAACCCUGUCAGCAAUGAGGAAGAAUGUUCUGGCAAAGUGCUAUGGUGGUGAUAUUACUCGGAAGAAGAAAUUGUUAGAGAAGCAAAAGGAAGGCAAAAAGCGCAUGAAACGUGUGGGAUCUGUCGACAUUCCUCAGGAAGCAUUCCAUGAGCUACUGAAGGUCUCCAAUUCAAAAUAG
Messenger RNA from Miscanthus lutarioriparius, 1863 nucleotides. The record is from the annotation of a GenBank genome assembly. Lineage: Eukaryota; Viridiplantae; Streptophyta; Magnoliopsida; Poales; Poaceae.